Molecule: messenger RNA, 936 nt
Organism: Talaromyces proteolyticus
Lineage: Eukaryota; Fungi; Ascomycota; Eurotiomycetes; Eurotiales; Trichocomaceae
Exons: 2
Coding region: 169-600 (143 amino acids)
Biological process (GO): negative regulation of apoptotic process; protein stabilization
Source: RefSeq, a predicted model, not a curated record
GGCAGGCGCUAGCUAUAUUGAACGUUAGCCACAACCACAUGCACUCUGUUCAAUGGCACUUAAACAACUCCAAGCUCGCACUUCCUAUUCACAGUCACCUCUAGUCGCGAUAUAUCGGCAUUUCCAUUUUCACCAAAUACGACCAGAAUUCCGUCUCGGCCCAUAACAAUGACGGAACCAAUUCCCUCCGCCUCCGCCGCCGACGCCGAAGACCAACAGCGUCUCCCUGCCAACGCCGAAGACCGCAAGGCCGCGGCCGCCCUCUCGUCACUCAACGAUAACGAGAUCUCGCAGGGGGACGACGCAGGAAGCAAACUGUCUUCUGCUGCCGCGCAAGAAGCCCUGGGCAAGGCUAUGAGCCGGCUGGAGAUUGCUGCGGGUGGCGCUGCUGCGAACAAGGCUCCUGCUAGUGCGGGGAAGACAGAGCAGAAGGGAGACGUUGUAAAGAAGAAGGCUGUGAAGAUUGUCACAGAGGAUGUCAGUUUGCUUGUCGAAGAACUUGAUCUUACCAAGAACAAGGCCACAGAGCUAUUGAGAACACAUGACGGCGAUGUGAGACAGGCACUCCACGCAUUCAUCACGCCUCCAGCUGCGGCAUGAACUCGCACAGUCAUUCCCAUGACUUCUGAUUUGAAUGGAAAACGCAGCCUUCCAACAAUAAUUGUGCAUUAACACGUUGUGUGCCAAUGGGCCGAAUGUAGUCAAACACCCUGGCAGGCUAUGGCGGUUCUCUAGAGUGAGACGCUCCGCGAAAUCCCUAAGUGCAUAGAGCUUCGGGAUGGGUUUUAGAACCUUUAAUGAAUAAUGACGACAUGGCUUUGAUACACAGCUGAGACCCUUCUUUUACUAUCUAAUAAAUAAAUUUUUUUUUAAAUAUAUACCAGAGGUCGGAGCAGGAUAUUUGAAAAAUGCAUAUACUCUUGUUUUGAAUGAAAU